Molecule: messenger RNA, 4506 nt
Organism: Vitrella brassicaformis
Lineage: Eukaryota; Vitrellaceae
Source: the annotation of a GenBank genome assembly
AACGAACUGUGGGGUGGGGUGCACAGCAGCAAGAGGGUAUGCUGUGCAUAUCUAUGCUGUUUGUCCAUCAGUGAAUGCAUUCGUUGCGAUGGAUCGAUCCGUCGUGUCCAAUGCGCAAAGCUCCAUGACAAUUAAUCACACACAAACACACACACUCACCGACACGCCCGUCAUCGAUCGAAUCGAUCGGGAAGAUCCACCUAUGUACCCAGCUAGUCGCACGCACACACACACAUGGCACAUGAAUGGCCUGUGAGCGCUACAGAUGCACCGUACAGACACAAAAGCUAUUCAACACACUACGCAGGUGCGAUUCAGCCACGCUGACAGACAGGCACGGAGACAACAAAUGGCCAAUGCGCCAAUUGAUUGCAGGUAGGUGUGGAGAGAAAUGCGCUCUUUAGAUAACAGCAAACACGGACACGCAGGCAUGCGGAGAGAGACACACAAGUAAAUAAACAGACACACACAUACAUACACGUGACGCUAUAAUGGUGCUGGCAAUGAGCACGAUUUGUCUUGGCUGCUCCAGCAACAGCCGCGAGAUAUACUGCAAGCAAGCAUUCAUUAGCUGAUCAAGGAGAACUGUGUGUCAUCUUGACUGACUGACCAUUCUUGUGAGUCGAUGCCCUUGUAGCCACAUUCCUGCCUGUGUGUGUCGGACAGACACAGAGAUAGACGCACAUUCCAUUCCGUGUGCCGUGCCCGGAUGGAUCAGGUGUCUCUUCACUCACUCACUAACCGCUUGUUGCCCUUGUCCUUCAUGUGCUUGCACGUGUCUGCCGCAUGGAAGCACCACGGCACACCCGCCUCGCCAGUCUCGUGCCAACACGCACCCUAACCAAUCGACACACACACACACAGAUGGACGCGGCAACCAAUUGAGGAGUUGGUUGAGGAGCUUCCACGCCAGCCACACAAGCAAGUACUUACUUACCUGGCCGAGGCAUUCAUUCUUCUGUAUGCCGUCCCACCCCGCAUCCACCUGGCCCUUCCCCGAACCACACCGGCCGUCAUCACUCGUGCGGGGCCGAAAACACCACGGCACGUCUCUCUUUGUGCUGCCAUCCGGUGGUCUGAAGCAGCAGCCGAGUUGGUGGCACUGCUGUUGUGUGACGAAGGGCGUGUCGCUGGCGCAGUCCUGUCUGUGUGAGUCGUCCGAGUGGCUGGUGCACAUGGCGCCCAUGCUGGAGCACCACGGUGAGAGCAGCGGUGGGCUGCUGUGGCUCUUGGAAGUCUUGUGGUGCUUUGUGACGGCCUCGACGCGGUAGUAUACACAGCUGUUGAUCGGCGAGUGCCUACAACAUGCACACAAACAGGUACACAGACGGGGGAGGGCGUGUGUGUGUGUGUGUGUGUGUUGGGGGGGGGGUCGGGGAGUGUUGGUUUGCACACUGCACUGUACCUUGUAUCUGCGAGUUCGAGAGAGUGCUCGAAGUGUUUCUUGGCAAUGGUGUCGAUGAGGUCCAUGUCGUCGGGGUCCACCCCCCCAUAGACCUACACACACAGCCACAGACACAGCCAUGCACCCCUGGCUAGAAUGGAUAUGGAUGCAGUUAGUCUCACCUUCCACUCCUUGAUGUGUGUGGCGCCGUUCCAGCUGAAGUGCAGUGACGCCCUCUCGGCGUCCAACACCAGGUCUGGCAGCGACGACGGCGCACCCCACCAGUCGUACUUCAUGGCGCGAUACGCCAUCCCUGCAGACACACACAGCGAGAGACAAAGAGAGAGAGAAAGACGCGCCUGUACAAGCCAGCCACAUGGGUGGGUGCGUCGUGUUAUAUCGACCGGGGUUGAUUGAGAGUUCCAGGACCUUCUCGCCCUUGCGUGUGACCUCAGUGUAGAAGGGGUGGCUGUCGGGCUCCACACCGGCGAAAUUGACCACCAUGUUGCCGUUAUCCAGAUACUGACAAACACACACACACACACACUGUCCUGUAUGUAUCUGUCUCUCUCUUUCUCUCUGUGUGUGGUCAUCCAUCCCAGAUCCCUACGUCGAAUCCCCCCAUGGCGAGUCCGUAUCUGUCAGGAUCAUGUCGGUAUUCCCAUUUCCUCUUGGCGACCAGCUUCUUCUCGUCAAUCUCGUACUCCACUGCACGCGACCUGUGUGCACACACGCAACACAAGCGCCAUACAUACCCACACAUCCGUCCGUCACAAAUACAUACACACACACCUACCAUGGCGGGUCUCUGCCAUUGCCGUUGUCGAACAGGGAGAGUCUGCCGUCCUCGUGCAGCCUGGAGUCGUGCUGCCACGAGGGGCCGGGAUCCUUCCCAUGGAACGUGAAGUCGCCGUCAGGACCACCUAGCUUCCACAUGAUGGCGCCCGUCUUUCUGUUGAUUUUGAUAACUUGUGAGAGGUGUCGGAGGGAGAUCAGGACGUGGCCGUCGGGCGUCCAGCAGGCCGAGUUGACGCUGAGACAGACAGAGAGGGAGAGAGGGAGGGAAACAGGUGGGUAGCCGGGUGAGCAGGUGAGGUUUGUCUGUCUACUGUAGGUGGUCGAAGAAUCCCCCGUCUGGUUUGUUCUGGGACUUCUCCAAGCCGCCGUGAAGGUGGUCCUGAUGAGGGAAUGCACGGACGGACGGGCACACAGGGCAUGGCACAGACAUGGCAGAGGGCACAAACCUUCACGCACGCAUCCCUUCUCCUCCCCUCUCACCCACGAGUUCCACUGCCACACCAGGUUGUCCUUAUCAUCCAGCUCCUGCACACACCACACCCAUUCCCUGCAUCUGUAUGUGCGUGCCUUCAGAGGGGGCGAGAUAGCUAAUAGCCCAGCCGACCUGUAUGACGAAUCCCAUGACCUUGGUGUGUGGCGAUCCCCCGCGCCACGUCAUGUCCAUGUUCUCACGGUAGUCGUACGCCAGCAGCAGCACCUGCACCGCACACAAUACAGUGGAAGGAAUGGAUGCAUGACACACACUGCACUCGUGUCGUGUGUGUGAGAGGUGGCUGACGUACAUGGUCGUCUUUGCUCAUCUGGAAGUCGUGGUCGUUUGUGAUGUAUCCGUUCUUGGGGAAGAUGUGACGCACCUCCUCAUACGAGUGGUCCAGCACAGACCAACCACCUUGACACACACACACAUCCCUCCCUCCCUCCAUCCAUCCAUCCCUCUGUGUGUGUGUGUGUGUGUGUGUAUCGCAGAGAGGGAGAGGGAGAGGACACCCACCUCUGUCUGAUACGUGUGAGAGCAGCCCGUUCUGCUGCAUCUUGAAGUCUCGCGUCGACCAGCCGUGCCACUUCUCGUUGACGUGGGGGAAACGGUGGUACCUGCACACACACCAAGACACCCACACCACACACACCUCUCCAUCGACGGUGGGUGCAUCAGGUGUCUGUCUUUUGCUGACCAGACGGGCUCUCCAUGCUCGUCGACGAUAGACAGGUACUGAUGCACCGAUAUCAGGGGGUCGCGCAACGGCGCGAAAAUGAUGACACUGCAUGGCACGCACAGCGAGAGAAGCAAGCGCCUACGUAGGCACGGUCGGUCGCCAUGCUCACCCACCCAUCUGCUGUCUUGCCCUUGACGGGGGGCACGAGUACGUCGACAGCGGGGUAGUCGUCGGGCAGCGUCUUGUAGGCCUUGAUGGCCCUCUUCUUGGCAGACGCUGUGGCGUUCUCCAGGAGAGACGACGAGUGAGCGGCUGGUAUGGUAAAUGGACAAGAGAAUGAUGAACAGACACAUAGGCCCGGGUGCAGUGCGUGCAGCGUGACGCAUGCACCUACUUACUUGGCCCUCGUCUGUCGUCAUGGUGUGUGAACAUCGACUCCCUCCAAAAAAAGGGCCGUAUGUCGGUCUCGUCCUCCAUCUCCUCUGCUGCUGCUGCCAUCGUGACAGCCACACCUCUCCCUCCCGCGCCAUUCCCACUGCCCAGGUGGGUCUCCAUCAUGUGCUCGAUGUGCCGCCUUCUCUCGUUAGAGCUGGCGAAAUCUCUCAUGGCGCGGAAAUAGUGCGCCGCUGUCCGUCUUGGCGCGAUGGUGAACUGCCACCAGAAGCCGCCGAGCACCUCAUCAUGAUGCUCCUCUCCGUCUUCUCUCCAUGGGGUUGUCGCGAGAGUGAUGCCCUCCGGCACAGACACAGUCACCCGCUCGCCAGGGACAAAGGCGCCAUCAAUGUCGAGCACAAUCGUGAGGUUGUCGCGGCUGACGGCCAUUGUGGCGUUCCUCGUCCCGCUGUCCUCUCCCUCUAUCGCCACAUGGACAGACUCGUUGACAACCUGUUGGUGCCUGUGCGCGUGAUUAUCGUUAUGGUCGGGCCGCAUGAUAAUGGAGGUGAACGGCGAGACGAAGGUUGCGUCUGGCAGGGGGUGGACGUAGGCGAAAGGGCCUGCGGCGGGGAUGAGGGGGCUGCCGGGUGAGCACCGGAGGACGUCGCAGUCGACGUGGUGAUCUUGGCUGCGGACAAGGGGCGGGAUGAGGAGGGCUGUCAUCGUCAAGAGCAGCGACCCUUCCCGAAGCUGUGGCAUUCUCCCACGCUUUCAGAGGCUUUCUCUCGCAUCGCC